AUGUCUUAUUUUGGUGUCGGAAUUUAUUUCUUGACUUUAUUGUGGUAUAUAACAUUAUUAUUGUGUUGGGUAUCUGUGCGCACAGGUCAUUAUAUAGGGAAAGUAUCUGUGAUCGUUUCUAUUUUAUUUACUAUAAUUAUAAUAUUGCUGCCAAAAGGGGCGACAUACCAUUCAGUCGAUGCGGUUGCCAACUUUUACGACCACUUGUUUGUAUCUAGAUUUUUGAUUUUUUCGUUUUUGCUUGUUAGUGGAAUAACUGGUUCCAUCUAUUGUUUCGUUCACGUAUGCCUUGCGCCUAUUGAAACUAAAAAAGUCAAGAGCUUUGGUAGUCUGAAUUGA
Molecule: messenger RNA, 339 nt
Organism: Diatraea saccharalis (sugarcane borer)
Lineage: Eukaryota; Metazoa; Arthropoda; Insecta; Lepidoptera; Crambidae
Source: the annotation of a GenBank genome assembly